Cynara cardunculus var. scolymus (artichoke) is the source of this 953-nucleotide messenger RNA. Its product is annotated as histone H1-like. Gene Ontology annotation, cellular component: nucleus; nucleosome. The transcript is spliced from 2 exons. Bases 68 to 856 code for a protein of 262 amino acids. Gene Ontology annotation, biological process: nucleosome assembly; chromosome condensation; negative regulation of DNA recombination. The record is from RefSeq and is a predicted model, not a curated record. Lineage: Eukaryota; Viridiplantae; Streptophyta; Magnoliopsida; Asterales; Asteraceae. Gene Ontology annotation, molecular function: double-stranded DNA binding; structural constituent of chromatin; nucleosomal DNA binding.
CGCAAAUCUCGGUUUAUAAUCGCCGAUCUGAUACUAACCGGAAAACCUUAACCUAACCCUAGUUUUAAUGGCAACGGAAGAACCAGCAGCGGCGUCGGCGGCGGAAGCAACCGCAAAGGUUACUAAGAAAGCGAAAAAAUCAUCGUCAGCUCCAAAGAAAAGGAAUCCGCCAUUGCAUCCACCUUACUUUGAGAUGAUUAAGGACGCCAUUGUUACGUUAAAGGAGAGGACCGGCUCGAGUUCGCCGGCAAUCGCGAAGUUUAUCGAGAAUAAACACAAGAAUCUUCCGGCGAAUUACAAGACAUUGUUAUCGAACCAAUUGAAGAAAUCGGUCGCCGACGGUAAGCUGGUUAAGGUCAAGGCUUCUUACAAGCUGCCGUCGAAGAAAAGCUUAGCAACAGCCGAUUCAUCUACUACGGCGAAGAAACCGGCUGCAAAGCCUAAGGCUAAAACAGCUGCGAAGAAGCCUGCUGCAAAACCGAAGACCGCCGCGAAGAAAUCACCGGCUAAGAAAAAGGCCGUCGCUGCGGCUCCAAAGUCUAAAGCUCCAGCAAAACCAAAAGCGAAAGCUCCGGCUGCUAAGCCUAAAGCCGCCGCGGCUCCAAAAGCUAAGCCAGCUGCUAAGCCUAAAGCUGUAGUGGCGGCGAAGUCUAAACCAGCUGCUAAACCUAAAGCAGCGGUGAAACCGAAGACGAAGGCUCCAACUAAACCAGCGGCUAAGUCUGCUAGGACGUCGACUAGAUCGACUCCCGGAAGAACCGCGGCAGCUCCCAAACCGGCGGUGAAGAAGUCGCCGGCGAAGAAGACGACGGCACCAAAAAAAGCGGCGGCGGCGGCGAAGAAAGGGAAGAAAUGAUUAAUUAGAAUUUGGUAUUGUUUUGUACUGUAAAUUUUUUCGAAUGAUCGUCGGUGGGUGUAACUUGAUUCUUUGUUAGAUGAACCCAAAAAAGGCU